CAUUUUUCAGUGCUGAGAAGUUUAGUCGGAUAGAAGUUGUAAAACCCAUAGUUUUAUACAGUGAUUAUUUAAUUAAUUGUUGAAAUUCGGCAAAAACGUUGUAUACCUAUGAGGGCGAAGUUUUUUUUUUAGUGACUGGAAUGAACGCAAAUGAUAUGUUAACGGAAACACGAAUUAAGAUUCUAUAGAAAGCUCGACUGAAACAUUUCUCUAAAUUCCACAUCUCGAGCCAAUAAAAAGUGGUCAUGCAAUCAAAAUAUUACACAACGAAUUCAGCCAAUCAAAUUGAAAAUCAAAUCAAUCAGCAGAUGCAAGCUUAAAAGAGUAGAAAUUUUCUUGUGCUUGUGAAGGUGUGGUCACUGGAUGCUAAAUUGGAUCCAGCCAGCGGUCGCCAUAUUGCAAAAAGUGAAAAGAUGUUGGGCAGAAAGCAGAGUAUCAAAGGCGAAUCCAUACUGGCAGAUUAUGGCCCGGAAGAAUCUCUCAACGAAAGUGCCGAUAUCGAAUGGGUUAACAAGCUAUGGGUUCGUCGAUUGAUGCGUUUGUGCGCAUUGGUAUCGCUCACAUCGGUAUCAAUGAAUACGCCAAAAACAUUCGAAAGAUACCCGUUUCUACAGUACUUCACAUUAUGCAGCGAUAUCGUAGUCACCCUGCUGUUCACGGCAGAAAUGAUCGCCAAAAUCCACAUACGGGGAUUGUUGAGGGGAGAAGCCCCAUACCUGAAAGAUCAUUGGUGCCAGUUCGAUGCUUCCAUGGUGUUCUUCCUCUGGGCGUCUGUAGUGCUGCAUAUUUUCGAAAUGCUUGGUAUAUUGCCAAAGUUUCACUACCUCACCAUCCUUCGAGCACCGCGACCACUGAUAAUGAUUCGCUUCCUGAGAGUCUUCCUUAAGUUUUCGAUGCCAAAAAGUCGGAUCAAUCAAAUAUUCAAACGAUCUAGCCAACAGAUCUACAAUGUCACAUUGUUUUUCCUGUUUUUCAUGUCUUUGUAUGGGUUACUGGGAGUACAAUUCUUUGGCGAACUGAAGAAUCAUUGCGUUCUCAAUACCACUGAACCAGAAGGUCUCACGAUCAACUCACUGGCCAUUCCGGACACGUUCUGUUCGACAGAUCCUGACUCUGGAUAUCAAUGCCCCACCGGUAUGAAAUGCAUGAAAAUGGACUUUCUCUCCAAUUACGUACAAGGAUUUAAUGGAUUCGAGGAUAUAGCUACAAGCAUUUUCACAGUUUACCAGGCAGCAUCCCAGGAGGGAUGGGUUUUCAUAAUGUACCGUGCCAUAGAUAGUCUUCCAGCUUGGCGAGCCGCAUUCUACUUUAGUACGAUGAUCUUUUUCCUGGCGUGGUUGGUUAAGAACGUUUUCAUCGCUGUCAUCACCGAAACGUUCAACGAAAUUAGAGUUCAAUUUCAGCAGAUGUGGGGAGUACGGGGACACAUUCAAAAUAGCACAGCUUCACAAACCAUAACCGGAGACGAUACCGGUUGGAAGCUUAUCACCAUCGACGAAAACAAACACGGUGGUUUGGCUAACGAAACCUGUCACACUAUAUUGAAGUCUCCCUACUUUAGGCUGCUGGUGAUGUCUACAAUUUUAGCAAAUGGAAUUGUGACGGCUACUAUGCACUUUAAACACGACGGAAGGCCGAGACAAGUUUUCUACGAGAAAUAUUACUACAUAGAAAUGACGUUUACCUUCUUACUGGACCUGGAAACAUUGUUCAAAAUCUAUUGCCUAGGCUGGAGGGGAUAUUUCAAGCAUUCGAUUCACAAAUUUGAAUUGCUACUAGCUAUUGGGACAAGCCUUCACAUCAUUCCCGGACUUUAUCUCUCUGGGUUCACCUAUUUUCAAGUACUUCGAGUGGUGCGUCUGAUCAAAGCAUCACCAAUGUUGGAAGGUUUUGUAUAUAAGAUCUUUGGUCCUGGCAAAAAACUUGGCUCACUGAUCAUCUUCACCAUGUGCUUGCUAAUUAUUAGUUCCAGUAUUUCGAUGCAACUAUUCUGCUUUCUUUGUGACUACACCAAGUUUGAAAGCUUUCCGGAUGCAUUUAUGUCUAUGUUUCAAAUCCUGACACAAGAAGCCUGGGUUGAAGUUAUGGACGAAACCAUGAUACGUACGAGUAAAACACUGACUCCAUUGGUUGCCGUAUACUUCAUACUGUAUCACUUGUUCGUCACUCUGAUUGUGUUGAGUUUGUUCGUGGCGGUCAUUUUGGACAACUUGGAGUUGGACGAAGACAUAAAAAAGCUAAAACAGUUGAAAUUUCGCGAGCAGAGUGCAGAAAUCAAAGAAACACUUCCUUUUAGACUGAGAGUGUUUGAAAAGUUCCCAGACUCACCGCAGAUGACAAUCCUGCACAAAAUUCCCAACGAUUUCACAUUGCCGAAGGUUCGUGAAUCUUUCAUGAAGCAGUUUGUGAUUGAUAUGGACCCAGAAGAUCCAUCGUUAAUCGAGGGCUACAAGCGUCCAGUAUCGGAAUGUUGGGAGUCGAAGGUGGUCUAUCGAAAGCAGAAACCGGUCAACGUGAUGAAUAAAACGGCCAAAGUUCGAUCGGUGGGAAAUAGUUUGAGGAAGAUGGCAAUUACACACAUAAUCAAUGAUUCAAACAACCAACGGCUAAUGCUAGGCGAUUCAGCAAUAAUUCCUGUCGCGGGAGCCAAAUCCGGUCUCAAAUCACAAGGCACCAUAACGCAACACAAACCAUGGAGAAUGGAUCAGAAGAAGUUUGGUUCCAGGUCGAUCCGACGCAGCGUGCGUAGCGGUUCGAUAAAAUUAAAACAAACCUACGAACAUCUUAUGGAAAACGGAGACAUCGGUGGUACGGGUCGAGUAACAUCUUCCCGAGCGAGACCACAUGAUUUGGACAUAAAAAUUUUACAAGCAAAACGACAGCAAGCGGAGAUGAGAAGAAACCAACGAGAGGAAGAUCUACGAGAAAAUCAUCCAUUUUUCGAUACACCUCUUUUUGCAGUGCCGAGAGAAAGUAAAUUCCGGAAAAUUUGCCAACGAAUCGUUCACGGCCGGUACGACGCGAGACUUAAGGAUCCACUGACUGGCAACGAGAGAAAAGUGCAAUACAAGAGCAUGCACAAUUUCCUCGGCCUUGUGACCUAUCUCGACUGGGUGAUGAUCUUUGUGACGACACUUUCCUGCAUAUCGAUGAUGUUUGAAACUCCGCAGUACAGGGUGAUGGAACAGGUGACACUACAACUCGCCGAAUAUAUUUUCGUCAUAUUCAUGAGCCUCGAGUUGGCACUUAAAAUACUGGCAGAUGGAUUGUUCUUCACCCCCAAGGCCUACAUCAAGGAUGUAGCAUCGGUGUUGGAUGUUUUUAUUUACAUUGUAUCGCUUUCAUUUAUAAUAUGGAUGCCUCGUCAAGUGCCUAGUAGUUCAUCUGCUCAGCUUUUAAUGAUCUUACGUUGUUUGAAACCGUUGCGUAUAUUUACACUGGUGCCACACAUGCGUAAAGUUGUGUAUGAACUUUGUCGUGGCUUCAAGGAGAUAUUACUCGUAUCGACAUUGCUGAUUCUGCUGAUGUUUAUUUUCGCUAGCUACGGAGUACAACUCUAUGGAGGCCGUUUAGCACGAUGCAAUGAUCCAACGAUCAUCAAGCGAGAAGAUUGUGUCGGCGUGUUCAUGAGACGGGUAUUCGUAACAAAGAUGAAACUAACUCCUGGCGUAAACGAGUCGUACCCGGCAAUGCUUGUGCCACGAGUAUGGGCCAAUCCAAGAAGAUUCAACUUCGAUAACAUUGGAGAUGCCAUGCUGGCACUGUUUGAAGUCCUGUCCUACAAGGGUUGGAUUGAUGUUAGAGAUGUUCUCAUCAAAGCACUUGGUCCAGUUCACGCAAUCUAUAUUCAUGUGUACAUUUUCCUUGGUUGUAUGAUUGGAUUGACGCUGUUUGUAGGUGUAGUGAUUGCCAACUAUUCUGAGAACAAGGGAACAGCACUGCUUACCGUAGAUCAGCGCCGAUGGUGCGAUCUGAAGAAGAGAUUGAAGAUUGCCCAACCUCUUCAUUUGCCCCCUCGUCCUGAUGGACGUAAAUUCCGCGCUUUUGUGUACGACAUAACUCAACAUAUAGCGUUUAAGCGGUGCAUUGCUGUGGUGGUGUUAGUUAACAGUAUGCUUCUAUCAAUAACGUGGACAAAAGACGAAGUUCAUACGGAGCGGCUGGUAAUCGUGAGCACGUUCCUCACAUUCGUUUUUGUUAUAGAAGUAGUCAUGAAAAACAUCGCCUUCACACCUAGAGGAUACUGGCAGUCUAGACGUAAUCGAUACGACCUAUUGGUGACAGUGGCAGGAGUAGUAUGGAUUUUCCUCCAAACAACACUGAGAAGCGACCUAUCAUAUUUCAUUGGUUUUAUGGUUGUCAUAUUGAGAUUUUUCACAAUAACUGGCAAGCAUACGACCUUGAAAAUGUUGAUGCUCACGGUCGGUGUAUCAGUGUGCAAGUCGUUCUUCAUCAUCUUCGGAAUGUUUCUGCUAGUGUUCUUCUAUGCGCUAGCAGGGACGAUUCUGUUCGGUACAGUAAAAUACGGCGAGGGAAUCGGGCGCCGAGCAAACUUCGGCACACCCGUCGCAGGAGUGGCAAUGUUGUUCCGUAUUGUCACCGGCGAGGACUGGAACAAAAUCAUGCAUGACUGUAUGGUUCAGCCUCCCUACUGUACACCGGCUGCCAACUAUUGGGAAACAGACUGCGGAAAUUUCACCGCGAGCUUGAUCUAUUUCUGCACUUUCUACGUUAUUAUUACCUACAUAGUACUGAAUCUACUAGUCGCUAUUAUUAUGGAGAACUUUUCGUUAUUCUAUUCGAACGAGGAGGAUGCCCUUUUAUCUUACGCUGAUAUAAGAAAUUUCCAAAAUACGUGGAACAUCGUAGAUAUACACCAACGAGGAGUCAUACCGGUUAGAAGGGUUAAGUUUAUCCUACGACUACUGAAGGGAAGACUAGAGUGCGAUCCUCAAAAGGAUCGACUUCUUUUCAAGUACAUGUGCUACGAGCUCGAUAAACUGCACAACGGAGAAGAUGUAACGUUCCACGAUGUUAUCAACAUGCUAUCGUAUCGUUCUGUGGAUAUACGAAAAGCGUUACAGUUGGAAGAACUACUGGCACGUGAGGAAUUUGAAUACAUUAUCGAAGAAGAAGUUGCCAAACAAACCAUUCGAACGUGGCUUGAGGGAUGUCUUAAGAAAAUUCGAGCCAAUAACCAGAAAGCACAUAAUCCACUAAUUGCUGGAUUGCGAGCUACAAACGAUAACAUUCAGAAGCAGCAGCAACAACAGCAACAGCAAAACCAGCAACAGGAUCAAGUAGAAGAGCCCAUCGCAAGCAAAGAAGUAAACCCAGAGACGGAAUCAGCAGAACAAGCCGCAAAGGAGAUAGAAAACAACGCAAAGAACCGAAAGAAAAAUCAAAACAAUUUGAUCCGAUCAGAUUCUACCGGAAGUACUAGCGGGCGCAAGUUCCUGGCGCCGACUCUAUCCGAUCCACAAGCCAAAAACGAAAAGGAUCGAUACAUGACUAAGAAGAAAUCCCAACGACAGCAAGGUUCGAGUACAAAAACUAUAACCCAGAUCAACGAACUGAACCACAGUCAUACGUUGCAUCAACAUUACCACCACUUGACUCACGGAGGCGAUAUGCAACAGAGUAGCAAUAGUAAAGUAGGUCACCCGCAUAUUAGUAUGGUCUACGAAGUACACGACUGGUGGCAAGAGCAAGUAAUUUGUUCGCACAGUGACGACGAAGAUGUUUAGUAUAAACUUCUUUUAUUUUUGUACAAUAAGAAAUGCAGAUUCAUAAUCGUUGAUGAUUGUUACCCACCUUUUUACUUCAUGCGUCCCUGUUGAUAGUAACACUGAAAGUUGGAUUGCACAAAGGAAGAUUCUUUUUUAUGAGUGUUUCAAUGGUUUUAGCCAAUUUUAUACAUUUUUUUUAUAUCUAGGGCAUAGAAGUAUUAUGUAGCUACUAUGUUCUAUAUAGAUUGAAAUGCAUAGUGAUACAGGAAAUAAAACUAAUUGUUGAACUUGUAUUGUUUUCAUGCAUUGAUCAGAUGGGAAAUUCACUGAGUGUCAAGAAAAAGAAUAACCCGCGUAAUUCUGAAACAAUUUUCCUUUAGUCAAUCAAAUUUGAUGGAAUAAUUUGCAAAAUAUGGAACACCGCAUCUAAGACAGUACACAAGAAACAUUGUAUUAGACUGAGAAAAUAGUU
Molecule: messenger RNA, 6201 nt
Organism: Ochlerotatus camptorhynchus
Lineage: Eukaryota; Metazoa; Arthropoda; Insecta; Diptera; Culicidae
Gene: na
Product: sodium leak channel non-selective protein na
Exons: 13
Coding region: 414-5747 (1777 amino acids)
Biological process (GO): transmembrane transport; positive regulation of synaptic transmission, GABAergic; positive regulation of synaptic transmission, cholinergic
Cellular component (GO): plasma membrane
Molecular function (GO): monoatomic cation channel activity
Source: RefSeq, a predicted model, not a curated record